Messenger RNA from Notolabrus celidotus (New Zealand spotty), 3022 nucleotides. RefSeq names its product neuronal PAS domain protein 4 like (gene npas4l). Gene Ontology annotation, molecular function: protein dimerization activity; DNA-binding transcription factor activity, RNA polymerase II-specific; RNA polymerase II transcription regulatory region sequence-specific DNA binding. Gene Ontology annotation, biological process: regulation of transcription by RNA polymerase II. Lineage: Eukaryota; Metazoa; Chordata; Actinopteri; Labriformes; Labridae. Bases 178 to 2406 code for a protein of 742 amino acids. The transcript has 10 exons. The record is from RefSeq and is a predicted model, not a curated record.
CUGGACCUUACUUGGUGGAUGCUGAACAUGUCUCUUCAAGUGAGACAGACUUUCACUCUGAGACUUCAUCCGACUGAGGACUGAAAGCUCUGCAGACGAUCUGUAACGUUCAAAACACGAGAGCAGGAACUUUUAGAGUUCAUGAACCCUCAGCGCUGAGACAUUUAAACCGUCAGGAUGAAGAGUCGUGGAAACGCUCUCUGCUCCUCUCAUCCUCCACCCGGAGAUCCUCACAGCGCCCCCUGCAGGAGACUCCGAUCCACCAAAGGAGCCUCUAAAGCCCGGCGGGACCACAUCAACCACGAGAUCAGGAACAUGCGGGCUCUGCUGCCCGUCAGCCGGGACGACCAGGAGAGGCUGUCCUACCUGCACUCCAUGGCCGCCAUCUGCACCUUCAUCAGGAAGACCGUCCUCCUGCGGGGACUCCCGGCUGCAGAGAGAUCAGACCGCCCCCCUCCAUACGAGGCCUUCCUCCCCGCACUGCACGGCUUCAUCCUGGUCACCACGGCUCAGGGGAGGCUUGUCUACGUGUCUGAAAACGUGUCCGAGUAUCUGGGUUUCUCCAUGCUGGAUGUUCUGCAAGGAGACUCCGUGUACGACAUGUUGGAGCGCUCUGACGUGGACGCUGUUAAAUCUCACCUGGACACUGAACACGACUCAUCAUCAGAGCGGAGCUUCGUCUGUCGAAUGCAAUCCUCCAAAGCCUUCAGGCUGCAGUACGGCGGCGGCUGCUGCUCCAUCCUGGUCCGAGGGAGGUACCGCUCUUUUCCUCACCCUCUCCUCCCCUCCUCAUCCUCCUCUUCGCCUCUGUUCGUCGCUCUCUGCAGCCCCACCGUCGACCGCCUGCAGAGCUCAGACUCACCUUCCUGUCUCAGCUUCCACAGCAUGCACGGCCUGGACAUGAGCUUCACUCAGACGUCACACAGUGUUGAACACGUCUGGGGUUACUCUGCAGACGAGCUGAUCGGUCGGUCGUGGUACGGUCUGAUCCACCCUGAAGAUCUCUCUGCGUGUGCAGCCGCUCACACGAGUCUAUUGCAGGCAGACGAAGGCUCCCGGGUAGAGAUGGUGCUCAGACUCCAGUGCAAAGAUCUGUCAUGGACCUGGAUCUACACUCAAGCUAACAAGCUGUGUGAGCUGCAGGGUGUGAGCUGCACAAACUUCACCAUCAGUGAAACCGAGGCCAGGUUUCUGCAGACCACGAUCAGCGGCGAGGCCUUCAAACCGUCAGCAUCCUGCCACCUUCACGCUCAGCAGCCGCCGCCGCAGACUCAGAGUGCUAAGUGUGUUAAAAGGCGGAGGACGUCUGACAGUCAGAGCGAGGACCAGAGCGGCCGAGCCAGAGACGUGUACUUCAUGGCGUCCGGCUGCUCCAGAGGCGACACCUCACCUGUUCCCUUAGGUGACAGCCUGGCUCUCUUCACUCCUCCCUACAGCCCCGCCUCCUCCUCCUCUUCAUCCGGCUCGCCGCUGCAGCACGAGGAGCUGAGCCAUGACCUCCUGAUGGAUGUGCACGGGUACACGAUGCUGUCCUCCCCUGAGACCUGCUUCCCUGAGGCGGUCCUCACCUGUCACCUGUCGCCCUCCAUUCCGCCGCCUGCAGCUGAACAACCAUUAGAGCCGACAGCCUUCAUCCGCCUCCCCGCUCGCUCUCCUCUCUCCUCUUCAUCAGCGGCGUUUGAGUUCCCAGCCUCAGACGUGCGGCUGGUUCCUGGCAGUCUGUCUCUGUCCGAUCUGUGUGAGAGCUCAGCAGACUGCGCUCUGCAUCAGGACGACCUCAGCCUCCUCCAGCAGCCACCAGGGGGCGUGCUCCUGCACACGCAGCAUGUUCCUCACCACGUGCUGCCCCUUCAUGCAAACCUCCUCACCCCCAACCAGUCUCCACCCUCCACAGAGUCCGACUACAGCGAGAGGGAGCAGGAGGAGAUCAGCAUCCUGGCUCAGCAGAUCUCCUCUCUGGCCAGCAGCUUCAACUCGUAUCACUCCCUGAGCCCACGUCAGAACGUGAUCCAACCUGCUCCCUCUAACACCUCCACCUGUGACUGGCCUCCUCUCCCUCUGAAGCGUGAGCAGGUCCUGGAGGACAGCGUGUUCGAGAGCCUCCUUAAAGACCUGGAUAUGGUGACAUCCGUGAAAAGCAACGUGUCCCACUCGGGUUUCGUGUCUCACAGUUACCAGCCGGGUUUGUGCAGCAGGAGCCGCAUCGGGUCCCUGCAGCUGCAGGAGGAGGAGCUCCUCGGCGUCCCCUUGGCUCUGCAGGAGGAGCUGCUGCCCGCUGAGACGUACGUGGAUCCCUUCAGUGUGCAGCUGGGACGCCACGAACAAAACUCUGAGUUGCAUCAACUCAACCAGUACAUGCAGAGAGUCCUUCAGCAAGACGCCCUCUCUGAAGAGAACCUGUACUGAAAUAAGUCUGUGACUUACUGAUCCUCGUCCCGUAUGACAUAUUGUCAGAGAAACCUUCCUCCAGUGGAUCUGCAGACGUUUAAAGGAUGUCUCCAUGUGUCCUCGACUCGAUUCAGAGACCUUAAAGUGGAUCACGUUCUGGUCUCGCUGCGGUCUGGAUUUCUGCUGAGGUGUUAUUUUUUAUGAGAGCGGUACUUUAAGAAUAGUUUCUGUCCACACAGACUGAAACUCUAUUUUCUUAUAACACAGUUUACUGCGGAGCACUUUAUCAACGUCACUGCCAGAGGAGUCUGUAAUGGACUCAGAGCUACCUGAAGAACACGUGGAUCAUUCCUCCGACCUGAGAGACGUUUACCUUCUGUGCCUUUAAAACACGAAGAGAGGAAGUUCUUCUGUUUCAUCAGUUUGUGUUUAAUCUUUUUUACUGCAGGAAACUUUAACUGAGAGAUAAACUGAUGUGACAACUAUCUACCUCAGUGGUACAUUAAAUACAUUCCAAUAUUUAAAAUCACUUCAUCGUCUUAAAAACGUCUUUAAGUCGAUUUAGUCUUUGUUUUUUUUACGGUACAGGAACGCUACACGUCUGAAUGUUCAAUGUUAAUGUGAUUUAUGAAUA